Messenger RNA from Acomys russatus (golden spiny mouse), 3316 nucleotides. It is a transcript of the gene Uba6, whose product is annotated as ubiquitin like modifier activating enzyme 6. Gene Ontology annotation, cellular component: cytoplasm; SUMO activating enzyme complex. The transcript has 33 exons. Gene Ontology annotation, molecular function: SUMO activating enzyme activity. The record is from RefSeq and is a predicted model, not a curated record. Bases 1 to 3177 code for a protein of 1058 amino acids. NCBI's taxonomy places the organism in Eukaryota, Metazoa, Chordata, Mammalia, Rodentia, Muridae. Gene Ontology annotation, biological process: protein sumoylation.
AUGGAGCAGUCCAAGCCGUCGGCUUCGCUCGCCUGUGAAGAGGCGUCCUGCUCGUCCUGGGGAGCCUGCAGUAGUACAACUAAAAAUUUGCCUGCCAUGUCAACAGAAUCUGUGGAAAUCGAUGAUGGAUUAUACAGUCGACAGAGAUAUGUUCUUGGUGACACAGCAAUGCAGAAGAUGGCCAAAUCCUGUGUCUUCUUAAGUGGUAUGGGUGGUCUUGGAGUGGAAAUUGCAAAGAAUCUUGUUCUUGCAGGGAUUAAGGCGCUGACAAUUCAUGACACAAAAAAAUGCCAAGCAUGGGAUCUAGGGACCAAUUUCUUUUUGUGUGAAGAUGAUAUUGUUAAUGAGAGAAACAGAGCUGAAGCUGUACUUCAUCGUAUUGCAGAACUAAAUCCGUAUGUGCAUGUGUCAUCUUCCUCUACUCCUUUUGACGAAACCACAAACCUCUCCUUCUUAGAAAAAUACCAGUGUGUAGUGUUGACUGAAAUGAAACUGACGUUACAAAAGAAGAUCAAUGACUUUUGCCAUUCUCAUUGCCCUCCAAUUAAGUUUAUAAGUGCAGAUGUACAUGGAAUUUGGUCCAGGUUAUUUUGUGAUUUUGGCGACGAAUUUGAAGUUUCAGAUACAACAGGAGAAGAACCAAAAGAAAUUUUCAUUUCAAACAUAACGCAAGCUAAUCCAGGCAUUGUCACUUGUCUUGAAAAUCAUCCUCACAAGCUUGAGACAGGACAGUUCCUAACAUUUCGAGAAGUUAAUGGAAUGACAGGCUUAAAUGGAUCCAUACAACAGAUAACUGUAGUGUCACCAUUUUCCUUCAGCAUUGGUGAUACUACAGAACUGGAUCCAUAUUUACAUGGAGGUAUAGCUGUACAAGUUAAGACUCCUAAAACAUUUUGCUUUGAAUCCCUGGAGAGGCAGAUAAAACGUCCAAAGUGCCUUAUUGCAGAUUUUAGCAGACCUGAGGCACCUUUACAGAUUCAUGCAGCUAUGCUUUCCUUGGACCAGUUUCUGGAAAGCCACAAUCGUAAGCCAAAUAUCAGAUGUCAGCAAGAUUCAGAUGAGCUGUUGAAACUAACACUAUCUGUAAGUGAAACCUUGGAAGAAAAGCCUGAAGUGAAUGCUGACGUUGUGCACUGGCUCUCAUGGACUGCUCAAGGCUUUUUACCCCCGCUUGCUGCAGCAGUCGGGGGUGUUGCCAGCCAAGAAGUAUUAAAAGCUGUUACAGGGAAGUUUUCUCCUUUGUGCCAAUGGUUGUAUCUGGAAGCAGCAGACACUGUCAAAUCCCUAGGCAAUCCUGGGCGUGAAGAGUUUCUCCCACGAGGAGAUAGAUAUGAUGCCUUACGAGCCUGCAUUGGAAAUACAUUGUGUCAGAAGCUACACAAUUUGAAUAUCUUCUUAGUAGGAUGUGGUGCCAUAGGCUGUGAAAUGUUAAAAAAUUUUGCAUUACUGGGUGUUGGUACAAGCAGAGAGAAAGGAAUGGUUACAGUUACAGAUCCUGACUUGAUAGAAAAAUCCAACCUGAACAGACAGUUCCUGUUUCGUCCUCAUCACAUACAGAAACCUAAAAGCUAUACUGCUGCUGAAGCAACUCUGAAAAUAAAUCCUCAAUUGAAAAUAGAUGCACACCUGAACAAAGUGUGUCCAGCCACUGAGAGUAUAUACAGUGAUGAAUUUUAUACUAAGCAAGAUAUCAUUAUUACAGCACUAGAUAAUGUGGAAGCCAGGAGAUAUGUAGACAGUCGUUGCUUAGCCAAUCUCCGGCCUCUCUUAGAUUCUGGAACAAUGGGCACAAAAGGACACACUGAAAUAAUUGUACCUCAGUUAACUGAAUCUUAUAAUAGUCACCGGGACCCACCAGAAGAGGAAAUACCAUUUUGCACUCUAAAAUCCUUUCCAGCAGCUAUUGAACAUACUAUCCAGUGGGCAAGAGACAAGUUCGAAAGUUCCUUCUCCCACAAGCCUUCAUUGUUUAACAAAUUUUGGCAAGCCUAUUCUUCUGCUGAAAAUGUCUUACAGAAGAUACAAAAUGGAGAGAGUCUAGAAGGCUGUUUUCAAGUUAUUAAGCUACUUAGCAGAAGACCUAGAAAUUGGUCCCAGUGUGUAGAAUUAGCAAGAUUAAAGUUUGAAAAAUAUUUUAACCAUAAGGCUCUUCAACUUCUUCACUGUUUUCCUCUUGACACACGAUUAAAAGAUGGCAGUUUGUUUUGGCAGUCCCCAAAAAGGCCACCUUCUCCAAUAAAAUUUGAUUUAAAUGAUCCUUUGCACCUCAGUUUUCUUCAGAAUGCUGCAAAACUAUAUGCUACAGUAUAUUGCAUUCCAUUUUCAGAAAAGGACUUAUCAGUGGUUACCCUCAUGGAUAGUCUUUCAGAAGUUAAAAUUGAAGAAUUCAAGCCUUCCAACAAGGUUGUUCAAACAGAUGAAACUGCAAGAAAACCAAACCAUGUUCCUAUCUCCAAUGAAGAAGAGAAGAAUGCUGUUUUCCAACUAGAAAAGGCUAUUUCAUCUAACAGAACUACCAAAAGUGACCUUCACAUGUCAGUGCUUUCAUUUGAAAAAGAUGAUGACAGUAAUGGACACAUAGAUUUCAUCACAGCAGCUUCCAAUCUUCGAGCCAAAAUGUAUAGCAUUGAACCAGCUGACCGUUUUAAAACUAAACGCAUAGCUGGUAAAAUUAUACCGGCUAUAGCAACCUCUACUGCUGCAGUUUCUGGCUUGGUUGCUUUGGAGAUGAUCAAGGUAGCUGGUGGUUAUCCUUUUGAAGCUUACAAAAAUUGUUUCCUUAAUUUAGCCAUUCCAAUAAUAGUGUUUACAGAGACAUCUGAAGUAAGAAAAACUGAAAUCAGAAAUGGAAUAUCAUUUACAAUUUGGGACAGAUGGACUGUACAUGGAAAUGAAGAUUUCACUCUCUCAGAUUUCAUAGAUGCUGUCAAAGAGAAUUAUGGAAUUGAGCCGACAAUGGUGGUACAAGGAGUCAAAAUGCUUUAUGUUCCUAUAAUGCCGGGUCAUGCAAAAAGGUUAAAGCUAACAAUGCACAAACUUGCGAAACCGUCCACUGAGAAGAAAUAUGUGGAUCUGACUGUGUCAUUUGCCCCAGACACAGACGGAGAUGAAGAUUUGCCAGGACCUCCAGUAAGAUACUACUUCGGUCCUGACACCGAUGAAGAGACAUUGUCAUAGAGAUACUCUGGGACUGCUUUAUUUUGGAAAGUGUACUUAACUCAGAAGCUAAAAAUAACUCAACUCAUAAUACUGUGGAUUUCUUUUUGCCUUAAUUUAAGGAAAACAUCAGAAGAAAACUUAACUACAUUACAAAACG